AUGCGGACCACCUUUGGCUUUCGCGCCUUCAAAAACACGGGCGACGCCGUCUCGGAAUUCUUGGCUUACACUGACAAGGGCAGUGCCUUCGCCUUUGGGGCGAACUACAAAGAGGCAUUUGGGGGCGCCUUCGUUUUCAACGUGCUCCCUGUGGUGGUCUUUUUCAGCAGUAUGGUGGCAGCGGCAUACCAUCUGGGCUUAGUACAGGCAGUCUUUGUAAGGAUCGGCUGGUUGAUGCAGGUGGUCAUGGGCACCUCAUAUUGCGAAUCCUUGAUGUCGGCGGCCAACAUUUUCCUGGGACAAACUGAGACCCGGCGCUUGUUUGAGGAAGCGCCGCUCUUGGCCAAGCCCUUCCUGGCGCAUCUCACGUGUUCGGAGAUCCACGCUGUCCCGGGGCUUGCAAUUUGGGGAUCAAGUGAAAAAAAUCCGAAGCCAUUUGGGCAACCCCAUCCCAGCCCUCGAACUGUUGCAGCAUCUGCCAUGGCGGUGGAAGACCAACAGCUGAUUGCCGAUGCUCAAAACGAGGAGCGCAAUGCAGGAGGCUGGCGACGGGCAUCCGGGCCCUUGGUGCUUGGACUUCUGGGGAGCAACCUGCUGCUUUUGUGCAUGGUUCUUUGGCUGGCCAUUACCGCAGGGGCUGGUUCACCGUCCGCGGAUGGUCCAACAGAUCAUGAUCUCAUGUUGCCCUUGCACUCCGAGUUCCGCCGGGAGCAACAGGAGCAACGGCACCUCUUCGACGUGAACUUGUUCGAUGAGCCGGAUGAGCCGUAUGAAGACUACCCCACUGAAAACGCCAUCGUGAAGACCACUUGUGUGAUCGAUGCAGUGCAAGCGGCAACCUAUUUGGGGAAGGCUGUGGUGAACAUCUACCGCGCGGAGAUUUGUCCUGAUGAUGAGCCUUUGGGCUGUACGGCUCCCGUGGCUCAUGCCAUCACUUCCAUUCUGUGGCUCACGGCCUUUCUAACCAGCGCCAGCUCCACCUGUGCAGCUACCAUCUCCCAGGGCGGCUCAUGUGCUGCAGCCAUUCUGAGGGAUUUGGCCACGGCAGGGUCCACGAUCUACGGCUUUGAUGAAGAUUGCUAUUUGACCAAGCCCAGGGAGACCAGCUGGCGUGUGUAUCAGCGGUGGUACCAGCAUUUGCUCCCAGAACCCGAGGAGCGGCGCCUGCGGAGCACCAGAGGCGCGCAGAACCUCACGGCCUACCGCGCCAAGUCUGCCGAGAUUGCCGCGAAGCUCCGAAAUCUGACGGCGCCCUCAGCCGGUGGCCGGGCCGUGUUGCCCAACGUGCUGUUUGAUGCCGAGAGCAAGGGACUUCCUCGCGAUUUGGUGAGCAAAGAGCAGAAGGUCAGAGCAGUGGAUGCCAAACAUAACUACAACACUGAACGCAACUUUGCCCUGGCCAACUGUGUCUUUGACAGCGUGGCCGCCACCACGUGGAUGAUGCGUGCCUUGCUCUCCAUUGAGGAGGCCUCGCGCAACUGCCCGGAGCCAAAGGCCUGUACCGUGGAUGUCUUGUACGUCCUUGGUUCCUUUUCCUAUGCCGCGCAGACCUUAUCCUUGGCCUUUGUGGAUUGCCCUAAGCGUGGCAAGCGUGAGGCGCUCUGUGGCGCGGACAUCUCCGAUGUCGUCGGCUCCAUGGCCAUCUUCGUAGCCUCCACCUUGCAGGCUGCGGAGUAUUGUGACGCCACGUUCCGGGCCCCCACCGGCCCCAUCCGGGGCGGCCUCCGGUCUGCGGCCGGUGCCUAGACACGAGGACAAGGGACUUUUACAGGCCGGCCAGGGGCCGAGCAAUUGAGGCAUGCAUGUUGAAUCUGUUGAAUAUGUUGAAUUAUUUGGUCCCUGCUGAUGGGUGCUGGUGAAUGUGAAUGGUGACGACCAUGGGUUGAACAUGUUGAAUGCUUUGAGAGCUCUUGAGAAUGAAUGCCUUUUUCUAUGCUAUGUGUAUGUGUGUG
Messenger RNA from Cladocopium goreaui, 1952 nucleotides. Lineage: Eukaryota; Dinophyceae; Suessiales; Symbiodiniaceae. The record is from the annotation of a GenBank genome assembly.